GUGAACAUACGUUUUAACCCAGCGGGUGCUGUAAACAGUACGUUGGCGGUUCACACCAGUUCAGAAGUAAGGUAUCUUAAAUUGCACUCGACAAUGUUGUGAAUACUUUAAAAUGCUUGAAGCCAUACUUGAUGCCUUCCAUAACGUGUAAAGUAAGAAGUUAGCCUGUGUUAAAAAGUGGUGAUCCCUGCAGAUUACCAAGGCAUCCAGUCUCCCAGCAAGUGCCAAGAGGCAUUCAUUCAAUGCUCCGCUGACACCAAUUUGCCCAAAGAAUAUUUAUGUGGGAGACUCCUCAGAUUGUGGAGACCCCAGAUUGUGGAGGCUCCUGGGCAGCUGGUCUUUUUGUGGACUCCUAAAUCUGGCACUGAACAAAAUUCUCUCUCUCUCUCUCUCUCUCUCUCUCUCUCUCUCUCUCUCUCUCUCUCUCUCUCUCUCUCUCUCUCUCUCUCUCUCUCUCUCUCUCUCUCUCUCUCUCUCUCUCUCUCUCUCUCUCUCUCUCUCUCUCUCUCUCUCUCUCUCUCUCUCUCUCUCUCUCUCUCUCUCUCUCUCUCUCUCUCUCUCUCUCUCCUCAACUCUCAGCCACUGGAUGGUAUAUCAGUUCACACAGCAAGAAGCCAAGGACCCACCGAGGCUGUCACUUGGAAGAGGUCAUUGUUGUUGCAUCCAGCAUCCCAGCCUGACUGCCUAGACAGGUCCCGCAGGUUGCUGAAUGGCAGAGGUGCAGGCUGCUCCACAGCAAAAUGUGAGACCAGUGUGGCAGAGUAUGAUGUGUACACAAUGAGGGACACACUGUAGCCAACCCAGUAGAUUACCCGUGCUGCACUGCUGAUUGGGUCCUCACCUUGUUGUAGGAGAGCUGACAACAUGUACCAGCCAGCAGCAACUCCCAUGCUAACAGGCUUCUCCCCGUGGGUAUGUAGCACCUCUGGAGUCGCUCGAUGAAGAAGAGGAUGCUGGCGAGGCCUGUCGUGUUAGCCGGGAUGCGCCGGUACAGAGCUGUGUCCGUUGGGGUUGUGUAGGCAAGCAUCUUCUUGGCAAGGUCCUCGUGGGUGGCCGCAAACAGUUUACGGCUGUGGGAUGAGAACUUGUCUUGUGAAUGUGACGUUGGGUGAUGGACAAUUCAGAGACAGUGAGGUCAGCUUCCCCUGACUGCAGAGCUCCUACCGUGCCCGUCCACUCGUUGCUUGAGCUGUCCUUCAGUUUCCCCAGCGUUCGACCGUUUCUCUAGGGGCAAGCGACACCUCCUGGUGGGGGACUUCAAAUCUGCUGUGGCUGCCUUCGAGGAGGCAACAGAGUCCCUGGUGGAGCUGUGUGGGGAGCAGGCGCCCGAGUGUGGUGACGCGUACUGCCGCUGUGGCCGUGCAUUGCUGGAGCUGGCACGCAAGGAGGCAGGGGUGCUGGGGCCAGAUCUGGAUGGUGCCAGUAGUCAGGAGGGAAGCACAGGGGAAGAGGAGGACGAGGAGGAAGAGAGUUAAGAGUCACAAGAGGAGGAGGAAGGUGGAAAGAAAGAGGAAGGAGAGGAGGAGGAGGAGGAGGAGGAAGAUGGAGAAGGAAAGGAGAAAGAUAAGAAGGAAGGAAAUGCCGCAGAAGGAGAAGAGCAAUAAGAAAUUAGAAUUGACAGAGAAACCAGACAAGGGACUGCAUUUGAAGAAGCACAAGAACCAAGAAAUUACAUCAUUCAAUGAAAUGACAACAUAAUCUAAAAUAGAAAUCAAAAACGUCACAAGACAGAAUAGUGAGCUGCAUGCACUUAUCACAGAGUAUAAAGUCACUCCCUCAGAGGAAAAAGACAAGGAUGGCAUGUCUUCAUGUGAGAACUCAGAAGCUAAAUGUACAGAUACCAAGGGGAAAUUGCUGGGUCAAGUGGCUACACUGACAUCUGAGGUUAGCAGGUUGGAGAGUGAGUGCAGCAGUCUUCAGGUUCAGCUAGACUGUGAGAGGGAUAAGUAUAACAAACUGCUGGGAGAAUCUCUUGCUCAUGAAAAGUUGUCUGAAGAUGUCAUAACUGAACCAAAAGGAGAAACAACAGGAUUGGGAGGAACUGAGCUUUAACAGAAGCUGCAACAACUGCAGGAGGCUCACAGGGUCCUGGAGAGCAGGUUAACUUGCAGCAUGAAGGAGGUGGCUGAGCUGAGUGACAGGAAGUAGCAGCUUGAGCAUGCUGUAGUGCAUGAGGAGACAGAGUCCAUCGGUGACUACAUCACCAUCUACCAGUUGCAGCGAGGAGUGAUGAAGCAACAAGCUCGAGAACGCGAGUUAGACCUUGCCAGCCUCCAUCAUGAAUGAGAGGAAAUGAAGCAAAACCACUCUGCAGGAUUUGAUAUCAAAGCUGGUGCAGGAAAAGGAAGCAGAUCAUGACCUUCAGCAGCUCGAGAAGAUAAGCAGCGUCCUUAAGAGUCCAGUUGCUAUCUUUAGCAGUGUUGGAACCAGUGAGUCUGAGACACCCACCAGCAGUGGAAAGGUGGCUGACGAGCGCCUCAAGCACUCUGAAAAGGUGGAGCAACAACAAGAAACAGAAAAUUGCAUCCAUCAUUCUUUGCCUGAGGAGGGAAUUGAUGCUCUGUUGACCCUUCACACUGAUGUCCCUCAUGAGGAGGCAGAAUAUGAAUCCUACAGAACUUGCCCAUAGAAAGACCAAAACUGUUACUGCUGCCACACUGCCACCACUUCCCACUGACACCAAAAGCCCAACUGUGCAGAGAAUCCUGGACCUCCGCAAUGAAAUGGAGUCCACCAGUCACCUGGAGCACUUUAGCCUCCAAAAGUUCCAUCCGUGUCCAUUGUGUUUGGGUAAACUUAUCACUGUAUAAGGGGACAAGUAUCAGUGUAUGGUUACUAUAUACUCAUUUGUACUUAAAGAUGUCAUGUCACAUCAUUCUCUCUCUCUCUCUCUCUCUCUCUCUCUCUCUCUCUCUCUCUCUCUCUCUCUCUCUCUCUCUCUCUCUCUCUC
Scylla paramamosain (green mud crab) is the source of this 2950-nucleotide messenger RNA. Its product is annotated as glutamic acid-rich protein-like. Bases 1801 to 2052 code for a protein of 83 amino acids. The record is from RefSeq and is a predicted model, not a curated record. Lineage: Eukaryota; Metazoa; Arthropoda; Malacostraca; Decapoda; Portunidae. The transcript has 14 exons.